Guyanagaster necrorhizus is the source of this 1533-nucleotide messenger RNA. Its product is annotated as MFS general substrate transporter. Gene Ontology annotation, biological process: transmembrane transport. Lineage: Eukaryota; Fungi; Basidiomycota; Agaricomycetes; Agaricales; Physalacriaceae. The record is from RefSeq and is a predicted model, not a curated record. The transcript is spliced from 6 exons. Gene Ontology annotation, cellular component: membrane. The coding region runs from base 1 to 1533 and encodes 510 amino acids. Gene Ontology annotation, molecular function: transmembrane transporter activity.
AUGCCCGCCUAUACCGUAGACUCCCAUUCUUCAAAACCACCCGUUGCCGGAAAUUCUUCUAAUUUUCCGACUUUUUUCGAUGAUAAGCAGGAAGAAGCGGUGAUCGCUGUCAAUAGCGACGACCUCGUUGAUCCGGCUGCGGAGAGGAGGUAUCUUUAUCAUCGUUUCGCAAAAAAGAAAUAUCACCUAAGCUGCUGUCGCCCCAGGUUACUUCAACGACUGGACUUGCGAAUCAUGCCUAUGAUGGUGUUAUUGAUCAUGCUCAACUUCCUAGCCGGUAACAAUAUUGGAAAUGCCAGAAUUCUCAAUUCCGACACUGGCGACUCCAUUCCGCAGAGCCUGCAUAUGACGGACCCCCAGUUUCGCAUUGUACUCAUGCUUUUCUUUAUCUCGUGUGCGCUGUUCGAGACUCCGUCAACAUACAUGUUGAAAUAUUUCUCCCCGCCGCAUUGGCUUGCGUUUCUCGCCCUUGGAUGGGGAGCGACCGGUAUGGUUAUCGCCGCAUCACACAACUAUGGUACGUUACUUUUUCUACGAGUGUUGCUGGGUGCCUUUGAGGCGGGUCUAUUGCCUGGGGCAAUCUACUUUCUCACAUUCUGGUAUCGUUUUAAAGAACGCGCCGUCCGCGUUGCGCUAAUGUUAUCAGCCUAUGCCCUAGGAGGGAUACUCAGCGGAUUCAUCGCAUAUGGAGUAGGACAUUUGAACGGAGCGCUGGGUCUCGAGGGUUGGCGAUGGUUGUUCAUCAUAGAAGGCGCACCAGCAUGCUUCCUCGCAUUGGCUCUGUUCUUUUUAUUGCCUUCCUACCCAGAGAACGCAUCAUGGUUAUCCCCCAAAGACCGCACCCUCUCCGUUAUUCGCCUGAAAGACGAAACGUCCAGGUCCACGGGAAACGCCAAAUUGACUUGGGACGGCGCCAAAGCCACGUUGAAAGACGGAAGACUCUAUUUGCACUAUCUAGCAUACACCGCUGACGGAAUCACUCUUUCAAGUUUAUCGCUGUUUUUGCCGACCUUGGUAAAUGGGUUGGGCUACGAGGGGCUCGAUGCUCAGCUAUUCACGAUUCCACCCCUUGCCUUGGCGCUCUUCGUUUCAGUGGCAAUUUCGUGCGCUGCAGAUAGAUACCAAAGCAGGUCAAUGCUUGUAUUGGUAUUGCUGGUUUGUGGCGGAGCAACAUUCUUCGUCCAAGCUGUACUACCCCCCACUUGUUUCAAAGUUCGAUAUGCGAUGAUCAACUUAGGAACAAUGUUUUCAUAUACCGUUUCUCCGCUACUCUUGACCUGGCUUUCUGGGAACCUAAGGGAUACGGAUGCGGUGACUUUGGCUAUUCCUAUGAACUUUACUUUUGGCGUGUUAAUAGGCCAAAUCACGGGUAUUUUCAUCUACAAGUCGAGCGAGGCGCCGGGAUAUCCUACCGGACACUAUACGAACGGGACAGUAUUGAUAGUAGGUGCGUUGUGCGUUGGCAUCCUAAGAGUUAUAUAUACGAAGAGGAACAUGGCGCUGGGUAUCGGACAAAGCCAAUGGAUAGUCUGA